UUUCACAUAUAACAAAGUAAAAAAGGGGGAAAACUAAAAACCCUAAAUUGUAAAUCAUAAACCCCCGCCGAUGUCUGGAAGAGAAGAUAGCGACUCCGACGCCGCCCCUGAAGAAUUCACCGCCGAACAGGCAAUCCAAAAGGAUGAAGAGAUAACUACUAUUCAGAAAGAAAACAAGGCCAGGGUCUUGCGUGAAGGAAAAGAACGUCGAAGGAAAUGGGCCGAAAAGUUAACACCACGCCAACCCCGUGUGGAUAAAGCUAUCCAAGAUGAAACCGAAACACCAACGCAGGCUCCCGAGAUUAACGGAAUGCUUCCAGAUGACAUUGUCAGAUUCCUUGCAGCCAAUGAGAAGAAGGUAUUUUCUGACUCGGAAGAUGAGAAAUCCGAGAAAAAACCAAGAAAGAAGAAGUCCAAAAACUCGGGGACGGGCCCUGUUAUUCUGAAGGAAAUACCACCUCCGCGGUGCUUACAGAACUCAUUGGACUUUUUGAAGAAAAGAAAAAUGCAGGUGAAAAGAUCAUCUGCAGUUCUGGAUAACUCGAACCAAGCAUUGCGAUAUCUUUCAGCAUCUGGUUUGUUAAGUAAGAAAUAACGCUUGGAAUAGAGAUUUGGUGAGGUAAUGCCAAAUCUGGAGCCUUUAAUGUUUCAAAAGUAUCCGAUGGUGGAAAUUAACUGAUGUAUACUGAUAUAUGAUCGAGCAGUUUUGUUUUUAUUUAUCUUUAUUGAUGCACGUCUUUUUUCCA
Erigeron canadensis is the source of this 746-nucleotide messenger RNA. RefSeq lists its product as uncharacterized. The transcript is spliced from 5 exons. The record is from RefSeq and is a predicted model, not a curated record. Lineage: Eukaryota; Viridiplantae; Streptophyta; Magnoliopsida; Asterales; Asteraceae. Bases 71 to 595 code for a protein of 174 amino acids.